This is a messenger RNA of Trichophyton verrucosum HKI 0517, 483 nucleotides long. RefSeq lists its product as uncharacterized. Gene Ontology annotation, biological process: DNA repair. Bases 1 to 483 code for a protein of 160 amino acids. Lineage: Eukaryota; Fungi; Ascomycota; Eurotiomycetes; Onygenales; Arthrodermataceae. The record is from RefSeq and is a predicted model, not a curated record. Gene Ontology annotation, molecular function: methylated-DNA-[protein]-cysteine S-methyltransferase activity. The transcript has a single exon.
AUGACCUUUGGGUUGCAGAAGAAGAUCAUCCUCUCGUCAGCCUCUAUGAUAUCCCAGAAGCCAACUACAGCAGCCGAAGAGGACCCAGAAUUCCUCCGCAAGCAGCUGGACCGCAUCUCCUCACACCCAUCUCUCACUCCUUACAGACGACGGGUCUACCGAACUCUGCUCUCCGUGCCCAAGGGUCAGUGGACGACCUAUGCAGUGCUCUCUGCCCACUUAUCCUCCUCCGCGCGGGCGAUAGGGAAUGCAAUGAAGACCAAUCCCUUUGCACCCGAGGUUCCCUGCCAUCGCGUUCUGGCGUCGAACCGCACCAUCGGCGGGUAUAAGGGCAGCUGGGGUAAUGGCGGCUCUUAUGCAGUGGAAAAAACGAAGCUGCUGCGUGGUGAAGGGGUGGUUUUUGAUGCGAAAGGGAGGGCAGGCGGAGAGAUUUUUACCCAGUUUGCCGACAUGGGUGAAGUGUUGGAGGGGAAGGAGUCAUAA